AUGGUACUGCAUCGGUAUCCUGGUUGGAUUGUUGGAUAUGAGAUCGUGUCCAAGUCACCAAUCUUCAGGUUUGGACCAUAUUUCUGCCAACCUGUGAUUGCUGGAUUGGGAGAUAAUGAUAAGCCCUUCAUCUGCACAAUGGAUUCAAUUGGUGCCAAGGAGCUGGCCAAAGAUUUUGUUGUUGCUGGUACCGCAUCAGAGUCCCUCUAUGGUGCCUGUGAGUCAAUGUACAAGCCUGAUAUGGAACCAGAAGAACUGUUUGAGACCAUUUCUCAGGCACUGCUUGCCUCUGUGGAUCGCGACUGUUUGAGCGGAUGGGGUGGCCACGUCUUUGUUGUCACUCCAACAGAAGUUAUAGAGAGGACCCUGAAGGGAAGAAUGGACUGAUUUGGUUCUAAAAUGAGCACUAGUCAACCUUUCCAAGGUGGACUUUGGAUUCACCAGCCAAGUUGUGCUCUUUAUGUGUGUCUGGGAGGCCAUUGGAGCUCAGCCAUCAGACACUAAAUUUGUGGUGUCAACUGUCAAAGAAAACAACAUUGAUUUCUUAUCUUUAAAUGGUUAUUGAAGGAAACAUUAUUUCUUUAUACAUAAGGUGCUUUUUGGCUGAAACUUCAACACCUGCAGACACAGCUAUUGUCCAUGUUGAGCCCAAUGAGAAUGGAUAUUGAGCAUUAUAUAUCAUCUGCUGGUGAAACAAUGAGAAUCUUGCCAUUGUAGAACUUUGAAAGUAACCAUUCAAUACACAGAUGUUUUGUCGUCA
Molecule: messenger RNA, 760 nt
Organism: Macadamia integrifolia
Lineage: Eukaryota; Viridiplantae; Streptophyta; Magnoliopsida; Proteales; Proteaceae
Product: proteasome subunit beta type-3-like
Exons: 6
Coding region: 1-387 (128 amino acids)
Cellular component (GO): proteasome core complex
Source: RefSeq, a predicted model, not a curated record